Syngnathus acus (greater pipefish) is the source of this 1800-nucleotide messenger RNA. RefSeq names its product protoheme IX farnesyltransferase, mitochondrial (gene cox10). Gene Ontology annotation, cellular component: mitochondrion; mitochondrial membrane. The record is from RefSeq and is a predicted model, not a curated record. The coding region runs from base 88 to 1407 and encodes 439 amino acids. Gene Ontology annotation, molecular function: protoheme IX farnesyltransferase activity. Lineage: Eukaryota; Metazoa; Chordata; Actinopteri; Syngnathiformes; Syngnathidae. Gene Ontology annotation, biological process: heme biosynthetic process. The transcript is spliced from 7 exons.
GUAACGUCACAUCCUGAGGUCAUAAUGGCGGCUCACUGCAUGUGAAGGAGACCAAGAAGGAAACCGGCUUUAUUUUGACCAAAGAUCAUGUAUAAGACGCAAUGUAGUCGGCUAACAGGUUUGUUUGGUGUAAACAUAAAGCAAAAAUUGGUGGGAUGUGGUCUGCGAUGCAUGCAGACAGCCCGCAGCCGCGUUCUGCUGCACAGGAGAGAACCGUCACACUGGAUGACCUAUCAACACCUCAACUUCCUCAAACGGCAGUAUGUGUCCAAGAACCCGGCUGAGCUUCAGCAGCGUGCCGUCCCUAAACAGGUGCUUGCCGACGUGGACGACAACGGCGGCGAAGAGAGGCAGGUCCAAAGAAUCCCGACGAUCGAGCCCACGGUGCAGGACUUGUCCAAAUCUGAGGUCGCUGAGGAAACAUCCAACCCGGCGACGACCUCAAAGGAGACGCCCCACGUGCAGGUGGAGACAGACGAAGCUCGAGAUGCGCGUCUGGACCGACAGUGGAAGCAAAUGAAAGUGGAAGCGGCCGACCUGCCCGACAUCUACGCCCGAUUGGCCAAAAUCAAACUCACGGCGCUUGUGGUGACCACGGCGGCGGCUGGUUAUGCAAUGGCGCCGGUGCCCUUUGACCCCGCCAUCUUCUUGGUAACAUGUCUGGGGACAGGACUCGCCUCUAGUGCCGCCAAUUCCAUCAACCAGUACUUCGAGGUGCCUUUUGACUCCAACAUGAACCGAACCAAGAAUCGUCCACUAGUCCGAGGACAAAUCAGCCCCCUCCACGCUGUCACUUUUGCGUUGGCGUGCGGCGUGCCCGGCGUUACGCUGCUGACUUGCGUCGUCAACCCUUUGACGGGUUUCCUGGGCGCCCUCAACAUUUUGCUGUACACGUGUUGCUACACGCCGCUCAAGAGGCUCACCAUCGCUAACACGUGGGCUGGUUCCGUGGUGGGCGCCAUACCGCCCAUCAUGGGCUGGACGGCCGCCACGGGCUGCCUGGGCCCAGGUGCCUUGCUGCUGGGCGGCUUUCUAUACAGCUGGCAGUUUCCACACUUCAACUCUCUCAGUUGGAACCUGAGGGAGGACUACUCGCGCGGCGGCUACCGCAUGAUGUCAGUCACGCACCCGGCAUUGUGCCGACGCGUGGCCCUGCGGCACAGCGUGGCGCUCAUAGGCCUCGCCGCCGCCGCGCCUGCAUUGGGCGUCACCACGUGGUCCUUUCCACUCGUGUCGCUGCCCGUCAACGCAUACAUCACCCUGCUCGCCUUCCGAUUUUACAGGAAGGGUGACCGGGCUAGUGCCCGCAAACUAUUCUUCUGCAGCUUGUGGCACCUGCCCAUGCUGUUGCUACUCGCGCUCACGUGCAAGACGCCGCGCGACGAUGACACAGCUAGCACAAGCUAACGCAAUCGCGUGUAUGACGGACUCAUCACCAAGGAACAUUUUAAGGCCUCAGUGUUUCCACUGUAAAUAUGUAUUUAUUUAUAACAGGGCCCAGCACUACCUCUCUUGUAAAGCUGGGGUGUCAAACAGCCCACAUCGAAGGUAGGCCAUCUUAAAACCUUCAUUGACUGUACAGAAAAUGCUACAUUUAAUCACACAAAACUGUCAUAUGACCAUCAGUCUAAUGGAAGAAUCGUAAAUUCUUUUGAUUGGUUGAAACCAGAAUGUAGAUGGACUUGAAGAGGAAGGACGCAAAACUGAGAUGUUGAUUCAUCAUGUCUUGUAAUGAUGCCACUGUAGUUUCUAUGCAAACUAUGUUAAGACAUAACAUUUUAAACUAUUAAAAAAAAAAAA